Molecule: messenger RNA, 2094 nt
Organism: Aphanomyces astaci
Lineage: Eukaryota; Oomycota; Saprolegniomycetes; Saprolegniales; Verrucalvaceae
Exons: 11
Coding region: 40-1839 (599 amino acids)
Biological process (GO): intracellular protein transport; endoplasmic reticulum to Golgi vesicle-mediated transport
Cellular component (GO): Golgi membrane; cytosol
Molecular function (GO): syntaxin binding
Source: RefSeq, a predicted model, not a curated record
CUCAAAGUACACCGAGAUACGCGUCAUCUGUCUGUAGUCAUGGCGGUGUCGUUGCAAGACAAGCAGAAAGACAUGUUGCUCCGCAUGCUGGAAUUCAACGUUGAUGGCGGAUCGGACGCGGCGAAUGCUGACCGAUGGGGCGAGCAGUGGAAGGUGUUGGUGUACGAUCACUAUUGCCGUGACAUCAUCUCGCCCAUCCUGAAGCUGCACGAGCUGCGCAAGAAGGGCGUGACGUUGCACAUGUUGCUCGAGAACGAUCGCGAAGAAAUCCCAGACGUACCGGCGAUCUACUUUGUCCAGCCGACAACGGCCAACCUCGAGCGCAUCAUCCAAGACAGUACCAAGGAACUGUACAGCGCCAUGCACUUGAACUUCGCCACGCCGAUUCCCCGCGACAAGCUGGAAACGUUUGCGAAAGGCUGCGUCGACGCCGGGUGCACUGCGAUGAUUUCCAAGGUGUUUGACCAGCACGCCAACUUUGUGUCGCUCGAGCCCCAGCUGUUCUCUCUGAAUCAACCAGGCAGCUACGUCGCGUGCAACGACGCGCACUCGUCCGACGCGACCAUCGACGCCACCAUGUCCAGCAUCGCCCAAGGCCUCUUCUCCGUCUUGGCGACCCUCGGCACUGUACCUGUCAUCCGAUGUCCUCCCACCGACGGCCCGUCCCGCCUCGUCGCGGAACGCCUCACGCAAACCCUGCGCGACCAUUUGACCAAGCGCAGUGGACUCUUCAACGACGCUGCUUCGUCGUUUCAGCGCCCCGUGCUCAUCAUUCUGGACCGCAACGAAGACUUGACGGCGAUGCUCCACCAUCCGUCCACGUACCAGGCAUUGGUGGACGACAUGCUCGGCAUCAAGCUGAACCGUGUGGCGUUCAGAGUCCCCAACGACAAGGGCGUGGUCGUGGACAAGUCGCACGACUUGGACGUCCAAGCGGACAAAUUCUUUAGCGCGACGGCCGGUCUGUUGUUUCCAGAUGCGAUUGCCAGUCACGAAGAAGAGCUCAAGGUGGUGCUCAAGAAGGAAAAGGACAUCUCGGCCAAGGCUGGCGGAGGCGGCAACAGCACCAAAGAGCUGGCGGCCGCCGUGGACACGCUGCCGGCGCUGCUCGAGAUGAAAAAGACGCUCGAAGUGCACACGAACGUGUUUCAAGCGACCAUGGACGCCGUCACGACGCGCCAAGUGCCCGAGUUCUCCAUGUUGGAGCAGCGAUUGAUCGAAGGGUUCAACGUCCCUGCCGCCGAAGUCGUGGCGCUGCUCAGUGAAAAGGGCAAUGCUGAAGACAAGGUGCGGCUGCUCAUGAUUUACUACCUAACGACAGGCGCAUCGAGCCGAGAGAUUGCCGAAUUUGAAGCGAUUCUGCGACCCCCAGGAAGCUCGACGACGGGUCCACUGGCGGCGUUCGACUCUGCGUGGAAGUUUAUCAAGCAGCACACGUCGCUCCAAAAGCACGCAAGUGUCGGCUCGUCCUUCUCGGACUCUGCGUCCAACAACAAUGCGACCGCCGCGGCCAAGCUCAAGGGGCUGGCUAACAACUGGGCGGGGAGCUUUGCAGGCCAGGCCCAAGGCUGGCUCACUCAAGCCGCGGAACAGUUCAAGAACUUUCUUCCCGAGAACAAAAAGCUCCAGGUGACUCGCGUCGCCGACGCCAUCUCGGAACUGCGACCCAACACGGAAGACGAGAGCUACCUGUACUUGGACCCAAAGAUCAAAGCUGGCGGCGGCGGACAAGUGCCGCGCCAGCGCACGCCCUUUCGCGACGUGAUUGUGUUUGUCAUUGGCGGCGGCAACUACAACGAGUACCAAAACUUGCAAGCGUAUGCCAAGGUACACACAUGAACGAAGCUGUUGUCGACAGAUUCGUGACGGAGUACGAGUAGGCGCAACCGGCGACACACCCGCGGCAUGUGCUGUACGGUUGCACGGAACUGCUGACCCCGAACGAGUUUUUGGCGCAACUCAACCAAGUGCACACGUAACAGUAUCUAGUCGUUGCACGUGCAUGCAUGCUGCUGUGGCCUAGCCUAGGCUGAUGAGGAUACACGAGAUGAUACAUUUACUUUUCAAACGAACUCCACGCCACCGUGCCCUUGG